Molecule: messenger RNA, 2098 nt
Organism: Chrysoperla carnea
Lineage: Eukaryota; Metazoa; Arthropoda; Insecta; Neuroptera; Chrysopidae
Product: glutaminyl-peptide cyclotransferase-like
Exons: 4
Coding region: 339-1373 (344 amino acids)
Molecular function (GO): zinc ion binding; glutaminyl-peptide cyclotransferase activity
Source: RefSeq, a predicted model, not a curated record
UCUCUGCAAGUGUUUUUUUGUAGGUGGUGCGUAUAAAUCUACGAUUAUGAAGGUUAUAAAGCUUAUUUAUGAAUUACCUUUUGCAACAUUGGAACACCAUAAUACAACACAUUACACCGUGCAUUACACUCGAUUCACGGAAGAUCAAAUUCAAUUAUGACGUAAGAAGAAACUCAGAUGAGGGGAUAAUCAUGAAAUUUCUUCAAUGACAUUUAUAACAGAGUUGGCACUUUAGCAGUAGAAAACUUUUGUUUAUGCGGGAGUGUGUUGGUAAAAUUUAAAAAAAACUUGAUAACAGCUGUUUUACAUAAAUUUUGGAAUAACUUCAAAUAUAAAAUAUGAUGUAUAAAAUUUAUUUAUGUAUUAAUUUCUUACAAUUAAUUUAUGUAUCAAAAAGUGAUAUCGCCGAUUUACGUGCCCAGCAUCAACCUAAACAAUUAACAGAUAAUCAAGUUCGUACCUUAGCUGGUUUAACAAAUGCGAGAGAUUUACAGAAACAUUUUGAUAACAUUGCUGUAGAAAGAGUUGUUGGGACAGAAAGUCAUCAAAAAGUAAAAGAAUAUAUUAUCGAUGUCCUUAAAGAUCUAGAUUGGGAUGUGGAACGUCAUAAUUUUACAGAAAAUACACCUAUUUUUGGGAAAUUAAAAUUUGAGAAUAUUAUUGGAACAUUGAAUCCAAAUGCAUAUCGUUUUUUAGUUUUAGCAUGCCAUUAUGAUAGUAAAUAUAUGAAAAAUGAAGUGUUUAUUGGAGCGACAGAUUCUGCAGUUCCUUGUGCGAUGAUGUUAAAUUUAAUUAAAGUAAUGAAACCAUAUUUAGAACAAUUACGAAACUCAAAUGAUCUUAGCCUGAAACUUGUAUUUUUUGAUGGUGAAGAAGCAUUUCGUACAUGGGGACCAAAAGAUUCAAUAUAUGGUGCAAGAGAAUUGGCUAAACAAUUAUCAAGUAAUCAUUUUAAAACCAAUUUAGGUCGUGUUGUAACGGAAUUAGCACGAUGGGAUGUAAUGGUGUUACUCGAUUUAUUGGGUGCACCAGAUCCAAAAUUUUAUAGUUUAGUUCAAAGUGGACAAAAAUGGUAUUUGAAUUUUGUUCGAGCUGAACAACAAUUAUCUGAUUUAGAUUUGUUAGUAAGAUAUUCGAGUGGUAAAUCAGACCAAACGUAUUUUAACCCAAGAUCAACGCAAUCGUUUGUAGAAGAUGACCAUGUUCCAUUUAUGAAACGAGGAGUUCCAAUCGUGCAUUUAAUUCCUUUACCAUUUCCUGAUGUUUGGCAUACCGUCAAUGAUAAUAUGGAUAUCGUCGAUGUAAACACUGUAGAAAACUUAAAUAAAAUUCUAAGAGUAUUUGUAGCUAGUUAUUUACAUUUGAAAAUAUAAAUAACAAAAAUACAAAUCCAAAAUGGUUACCUGUAAGCUCAAAGUAUUAUUUUUUUACAGAAUUUUUAUAGAAUUAUUAUUAGAAUUGAUUUUUUUAUACUAAAACGGAAAAUUGUAUUAAUUUUCAUGAAGAAUGAUUUAUUCAAGGAUCCUAUUAUUCAGGGUUGAAUGGACAUUUUGUACUAAUUUUUUUUAAAUAUUUAAAUAUAUUGUACCAAUGUGGAUAGUAAAGUUAAAGUAAUGACAAUAAUUCCACCAAAUCUUUUUUCCAUAUCAAAUCGUUUUUACUAUCAAAAUUUUUGAAAAUUUUAACUUAAUGCUGACCCAAAUAAAGUAUUUGAAUGCCACAUAUACUUUAUGUAUAGUUUAAUUAAAAACGUUUUUAAAUGGCCUGUGUUCUUGAUAAUCGAAAUUGGUUUAAGUUCUAAAUUUAAUGUCAUGAACAGUAGCCACAUCACAUUUCAGCGUUCAAGUUGUUAAUUUCAUAUUGGUUUUAAAUUUUGUAUAUACUUAUCACAAGAAACAUUCCUUUACGUAACCCAAAAUAAACAAGAGUAAUUUUAAUGGCCAGCGUUAGUUGACGACUCAUUACUUGCUCAAAACUACCUUAUGUUCUCAUCCAAAACUGGUUUCUGAAUAGGAGUAUGUUAAUAAGUUGAACAAAUGUAUCAAUUAUGCGUGUUUAUAUUUUUUGGUUGCUCGUGUGAUAUUUACUUAAUAUUUUA